CGGACGGCCACGCUCGCACGCGCCAACAAGGAUCAGCUCCACGCUUGCACGCUGAAUGUUGCCAUCUCACCGUCCGUCUUGUCACCACCACGUCCCUCCCCACCUUUCCGCACAAGCGAGUCUCACGUCGUAGAUCAGGCCCGUCUCUUGUGCUGUCGUCGAGCUGUAGCGCAAUACGCAAGACAAGACGUGAGCAGUACAACCGGCGCGCACAGCCAACUCUGAACCGUAGCGAGUAGGGUCUUCGGCCUGCAACACUCGAUCGUACCGUCGUACAAAAGCUUCACCAUGUCCGCAUCCACACCAACCAAGUCGAAGCCGAAAACAAAAGCAGCCGAUUCGGUCGAGGCGCUGCUAUCUUCCUUGGAUGUUGGCGGCGAUGCUUCCAUGGACGGGUCCAAUGCAGCUGCAGGUGCCAAAUCGAGCUCCGGAUCAGGGGCUGCGGGCGCGGGUGGGGAUGCGCAGAGCUUGUUGGAUGAGAUGGACGAUUUGGUGCAGAGAAGAGGAGUUGGUAGUACCAGGAAGGCGUCUGCCCUGAGUGGAGGCGCUAGCACUGCUACAAGCUCCAACAACGCUAGCUCUCCUUUGGUAGCUCCGCCUGCUAGCGCACAGGCUGCUACACCAACAUCGGCGGCCACGUCUUUGUCAGGGCAGGAGCCUAUUCCUUCCACAGCUGCAUCCUCAGAGCAGUCUGCGGCAACUCCGAGCGCGAACGCGGGCGGCGGCGGAGGAUGGGGCUGGGGCAGCGUUUGGGGUCAAGCUACCAAGUUUGCGGAUCAAGCUAGAGCAGAGCUGGAGAAGAGGUCAGCUACUGUAAGCGCCGUCCCUGGCUCCUCCGAGUCAACAGAAGGUGCGAAGGGUAGGGGUGGGCUAGCUCUACCUAGUCUGCCUCAGCUGCCUGCUGCGACUCAGGAAGCUGCAAGGGAAUUGCAAUCUAGAGGCUGGGGCAUCGCUCAGGGUGUUAGAGGGUUUGUGAAGGAUGCCGGGCUCGAGAAGCUUGGCGAAGAUCUCACUGCUGCUUCCAGGAAAGGCUGGCUCGAAAUUAUCAAUGCUGUCGCCCCUCCCAUUUCCGAGCAUGAGGUCAUUCAAGUGACCCUCAGCCAUGACAUAAUUGGUUACGAUGGGAUCGCAGACGUGGUGUUCAAGGUGCUGCAGAGCGUGAUGGAAGCUCAAAUGGACAGAGGGACAGAGCAACAACUUGUUGUGAACAAGGCUCCAGAGCCUCGACCAUCAGGCGAAGCCAAAACGGUGGAGGAAUCGUCUUCGCUCAAGCAAGCCACAUCAGAUUCGAAUGAGAGGGACUUCAGAGCUGUGAUUGGUUGGGACCAAGCGAGAGAAAAGGCUGAGAACGCACUAGCCAAGACGAUCGCGUCACACUCCGCAGCUCCACCAGCCACAUCCAGCUUGACAGUGCCCAUCACGCACUGUCCAGUCUUUGUCCGCAUUCAGCCCGUAUUCGCACCUCUACCCAUCUUUCCCUCAACGUCCAACGCGAGCAUUUCCAAAGCCAAAUCUGUGACGUCGAAGGAGAACGCGGAACCUGAAGAGCAGCUGUGGUUCUUGCUUCUGCUGCAGGAUCCCGGAAAUGGGUGCAGGCAUACCACGGUGUCCCAGGCUGUACCAAGAAGCUGGCUCGAUGUGCCGUUCGAGGAGAAUGCGUGGGUCGAACAGUCGCUCGUCGACGUUCUUCAGAAUGCGCUGAGCGUGAUUGGGCAGGCCUAUGUUGUAGAGCGUCAGACUGGACGGUCAAGAACCGCUCAGGCUCUGCAAGGUGCGGAAGCCAAAACUCAAGCGGCCAGCAGCUGAUCGACCUGUCAAGCGCAGCGUCGCUUCACUGCUCUUGGCAACUUUCUACGCACCGUCGCUGGCUAUUGUUGUAGCCCAACGAGGCUGGGAUCGCAAUUUCUGAUGUGCUGGUCACCUCGAUGAUUUCUUUAUACCCAUCAGGUGGUCCGCCACAAAAUUACAAGCUCUUUCUUCUCGCUCCCAUGGUCCCAUAUAAUCUUUUGUACCUCGUUAGUCGACUCGACCAGUCCAUCGCGGACGAAGCAGCACGCAUGCGAUCAACCUUGUCAACAAAUUCAUCGAUCAAUGUCUCAUGCC
Molecule: messenger RNA, 2103 nt
Organism: Ceraceosorus guamensis
Lineage: Eukaryota; Fungi; Basidiomycota; Exobasidiomycetes; Ceraceosorales; Ceraceosoraceae
Exons: 6
Coding region: 289-1806 (505 amino acids)
Source: RefSeq, a predicted model, not a curated record